This is a messenger RNA of Maylandia zebra (zebra mbuna), 1891 nucleotides long. Its product is annotated as SH2 domain-containing protein 1A. Gene Ontology annotation, biological process: regulation of signal transduction; regulation of immune response. NCBI's taxonomy places the organism in Eukaryota, Metazoa, Chordata, Actinopteri, Cichliformes, Cichlidae. The record is from RefSeq and is a predicted model, not a curated record.
UGCAGCUGCAUGACACAAAAGUGUGAAAACCAGAAAGGCUUUUCCUGCCUCAUAGCCUUUCACACACUCCUCUGCUGCUGGUGUCUGCUGCACUUUGGCAAAAAAGGCUCAGAUGGGUUUCUGCCACUGAGCCAACAUGGAGACUGAGGGGAGGCUGGUACAGUCAAUUUACUAUGGGAGUAUUGGAAGUCAGGACACAGAGCGGCUGCUGGAGAGAUUCGGGUAUGAUGGCAGCUUUCUACUGAGAGACAGCAGCACAGUGCGGGGGGCCUACUGUCUGUGUGUGAGGAAAGCACCGUUUGUUCACACCUACAGGCUCCUACGCUCUGCCGAUGGCUGGUGCCUUCAGCAGGAUUCAACAGCCAGAUCACCAACAUUUAGGACUCUGGAGGCACUAAUAGAAGGCUACAGGAGGACUGCUGUAGUUGGAAUAGCCCCGCUCACAGAUCCCCUGGACAAAACACGAGUACGAAACAGCUUGGGCGAAGAGUUUCUUUACAUGGAAAUGAACAACAGCAGCAGCAGCUCUGUGUACUGAGGCCAUCGUGCUCUUAAUCUCUCAGACGAUCAAACCGACAGAAACCACAGCGCCUCACUCAUCUCGUCUGCCCCUGUUUCUCAAUUUCUUUGUGUAUUUAUUUUCAGUUUUUGUGUUGAUUUAGUCAUGGUUUAAGACAUAUUUUCAGUAGCCCGCAAACUGCUACUGAAAGAUAUUUAAAUGUUUUAACACACACCAUGAGUGGGAGCACUUUUUUGUUGCUGGUUUUUUGAGUUUUCUUUUGUUUUUGUUUUUUUAAUUUUAUGCAGUGUCUUUUUCAUCAGACCUACGUUCAUCGAUGUUUGUGCCUUUUUGGGUGCAUACAUCAAUGAUUUCUGUCCAAAUGGUGUCAGGCUUAAUGUAAUGUUUUAUGUUGUAGAAGUUUUGACAAGUGCUGUAUUUGGAUCAAGAUUGUUGACGUUUGUUUGCAUUCUGUCUCGUUGAGAAAGUCGUGUACAGUGAACUGUUUGAGUUCUGGUUUAUCGGUUUAUGCUCGCUCAUUGUAACGACGUAGCAAACGCAGCAGAGCAGGAAAGGUAGACCGUGAAAUCUAUUGUGAGCACCAAACUUUCUGGCGCAACGACUUUAAUUGUUCAUUUAUUUUUUUUCAUUUUCACAGAUCUCAAUAACUGACAACAUGUGAUAGCAGGUCUGAAAAUGACUUUAUGGUAUGAAAUCUGUUAAACUUAUGCUACUAAUUAAAUGUUAAUAUAUUUAAAAACUAUCUCAGAUCAAUUAUAGGAGUUUUGUAUAGAAUUCUGUGACUGUGAAAUGUAUACAAACAGUAAAUUCUGGGUGGAAAUGUGCAAAUUUCUUUUCUUAUGGACAGGUAGAAGAUGGAUAAUAAAACAAACAGAGCUUCUCGUCUUGCGCGAAUCAGCUGCAACUCUUGCCAACACCUUCAUUCAUUAAGGGCAGUUUAAAACAAGAUGCUUUAAAGCUAAUACAGCUGUUCUGCCAGUGGUUUUUCCCCACUGAUGCUGUGGACAAGCCUGCACACUUUCUUGUUCCUGUCAGACAUUCAUGCUGCAAAAGCUGAGUAACAUAAACACGUAAAAAAAGUGUAACAGAGGAGGGGCAAGCAUAAAUGAGGUAAUUAAAAAAAACAUGUAAGUAUGACAAGUAAUUCCAAACAGCUCAAAAAAUAUUAGCAUCCACUCAAAUGGUUCCUGUACAGAUUAGCAAGCAGUGUUUUUGCUAGCUAAAGAUACAGUUGUUGUGUCUUUAAGGGAGAAAAGUAAGGUUAAUGUGUAAUAAAUGUAAUCUGAGGGAUGACAAAAGCUGAAAGAAAGAGGACACAAGAGCUGUGUCCCAAAUGUAGGCUGCAUCCUUCGGAGGCUGCAUUUGAUGGCC